AUGGUGCCGAACAAAUCGCUGAUCUUCAGCGCCGUGCCAACCCAUACCCCGGUUCCAGGCGAGCACAUCACGCUCGAGAACCGGCCGUUCGACCCCACCCAGCGACCUCCUCAGCAUGGCAUCACGGCCAAAACCCUCUGGAUCAGCCUGGACCCGUACAUGCGCGGCCGCAUGCGGCCGGCCUCGACCGCAUCGUACUCGCCGGCCUUCACGCUCGGCGCUCCCCUCACGGCGUACGCGCUAGUGCAGGUCCUGGCCUCGGACGCCGACGCCGACGCCGAGGAGGCGGCGUCAUUCCACCCCGGGGACAUCAUCUACGGCCAGUUCCCCGUGGCCGAAUACAGCGCCAUCUCGCGCGAGAUGCUCGCCCGGCCGGUCGUGCGCAAGGUGCACCGGCUGGACGGGCCCGCGCCGCUGAGCCCCUGGCUGAGUGUGCUGGGCUCGACGGGUUUGACGGCCUAUUCGAGCUUGUACAAGAUCGGGGUGCCCAGGCCGGGGGAGACCAUCUUUGUGAGUUCCGCGGCCGGGGCCGUCGGUCUGUUCGUCGGCCAGAUCGCCCGCAUCGAGGGCCUCACCGUCAUCGGCAGCGUUGGUGAUGAUGCCAAGUUGCGGUUCAUCAGGGACAGCGGCUUUCACGACGGGUUCAACUACAAGAAGGAGAGGACCGCGGAUGCACUGAAGCGCCUGGCUCCGCAUGGCAUUGAUAUCUACUAUGAUAAUGUGGGCGGGGAGCAGCUGGAGGCGGCGCUGGAAGCCAUGAAAGAUUUCGGCAGGAUCGUUGUGUGCGGCAUGAUUUCGCAGUACAACAAGCCCGCGGCCGAGCAAUAUGCCGUCAAAGGACUCACGAAUGUCCUCUCAAAACGGCUCAAGAUCCAGGGGUUCGUCGUCACGGAUCCGGAGUUUUUCAAGUACCGAGAGGAGAGGGACGAGAAGAUGAUCCAGAACGCUGCCGACGCUUUUGUCGCCAUGCUGGAAGGGACCAAAGCGUUUGGGAAGGCUUUGUUGAAAGUGGCAGAUCCGGAAUGA
This is a messenger RNA of Cladophialophora carrionii CBS 160.54, 1026 nucleotides long. RefSeq lists its product as uncharacterized. The record is from RefSeq and is a predicted model, not a curated record. Lineage: Eukaryota; Fungi; Ascomycota; Eurotiomycetes; Chaetothyriales; Herpotrichiellaceae. The transcript is spliced from 3 exons. Gene Ontology annotation, molecular function: oxidoreductase activity, acting on the CH-CH group of donors, NAD or NADP as acceptor. Bases 1 to 1026 code for a protein of 341 amino acids.